ACCUGCCUGUAACAUACUGAUAACAGCUGCUAGAUAACGACUGCACAUACAGACAGACAAUGGCGACCCGAUGGAAUUUACUGUCCGUUCUCUCCCUCUGUGUCCUCUUCAGAAGUUCAUACCAGCUGAUUGGUCAGGUGACUAUUGAUAUGGACUGUGACCCAUCAAUAAGUAAUCGCAUGAACGUCUGUCCCAAUGGUUACUGCUGCGUCCGUGACGAAUUCCUUCCCUCCUACGUGUACUGCAAGAAGAUGGGAGUCCUCAACAUGGACUGCACGAUGAGGGUGACGGAGUCCGCCUGUCCGUGUGUCUCGGGCAUGUACUGCCGUCCCAACAUUGAGAGUGCCACCUUCCAUUCACUGUACGGCAAAUGCCAGCCUAACACAACAGCACAUGGCAGUAUCACUGGAUGAACUGAUCUCCAACAACGGAUAUAGGACAACUAUGACACAAAAUGAUUAAAAUAUCAUGAAAUUA
Molecule: messenger RNA, 477 nt
Organism: Haliotis rufescens (red abalone)
Lineage: Eukaryota; Metazoa; Mollusca; Gastropoda; Lepetellida; Haliotidae
Exons: 2
Coding region: 60-413 (117 amino acids)
Source: RefSeq, a predicted model, not a curated record